AUGAGCGCCCCAUAUAAGGAUGUACUUGUGUCGAAGCUCGCGCCGGAUACACAGACGUCGACUGCUUCCGGCACGACAAAGCGCAGACCAGGUCGCCGAUUUAAAAAGCCGACUUCAAGUCGAUCAUCCCGGUCGAGAUCUGGUCCAUACGAUAGACCUUCCAAUUCCCCCGCAACGACGAUCCCACAGUCUCCAGCCAGGACCCUGUCCAUACUGGAAGCCCUCCCCGUGGAGGUGAUCGAGCACAUCUUCCUGUACUCGCUCGAAUUGAAUUUCCCUCGCGCCUCGCCGUUCUUAUCCCGUGCUCUCUCCCGUGAGCAUAUUUACCGCGCUCUCAUUCUUCUCGCCUUUUGGGAUGACCCGCCCAGCUAUCCCCGGAGCAAGGCCAUCGACCGCCUGAUGGUCCCUCUCCAAUACGUCCCCCUCUCGCUGGACGAGCGCACCGUCUUGCAAGAAGCUGUAUUUAAAUGCAAGUGGUGCACGGUGGAUCGAGUACGGGAACAAGUCCCGGUUAUGCAGAUCUUGACUAUCAACCGCCAUUGGAUCAACGCCGGCAUCGUGACAGAAGCCCACCAACAGGCAGAUUUCGAGAAAUUCUUGUCGCGCAAGGAUGACAGUGGUUGCGUCUUCGUUGGAACGGGAAAACCGAUGAGGAGACUUUGCGGCUUCCUGAAAGAGCAGACGGGUCCGCGUUUCUCGCAACUCGCUCCACACGCAGAAGACAAGGGGAUCCAAGAUUACGAACUCCACGUUAUGCCAAUGGUCAACACUGAGAUUCGCUGCCCCUCGUUAAGCAGCCUAAUCAACUUUCCAGCUCUGGAACUCCGCAGUUUCCCGCCCCAUCUACUUCGCGGCCGCAGCAAUGGGUUCUCCUCCGACGACUCCGCAUUCCUGGAGAUGCUGCGCAUAACAUCCUGCAACUGGACCUCUGGAAAGACCUUGGUGAUGCCACAGACCCUAACGCUUGUCGACCGAGGAGCUCUGCAUGAAGGAGUCGACAAUGCAAUCCGCCACCAGAAUUUCAGCGCACUCGUCACACUCCUCAAAAUCGACGAGUACACCUUCCGCUACAAAGCAGGUACCCACGACCGUACCUUCUACACCAUCCCGUCGGGACACUUUGUCACAGUCACCCGGUACGGCCGCGAUGACCCGAGCCUCAACGUGGCCUUCAUGAACGCCCUCGUCCGCGCCAACGCGGAAUCCCUCCCGCAUAACUCGCCCGAGAUCACGCAAUGGAUUAUCGAUCAAGUUGAUCUCGCCCAGCGUAACCAAAGCCGUUAUCGGAGCUGUGGCAACUUUGCGCGCUGGUUAUCUCACUACUUGAUACGCAUGCCUCGAAUCCUUGGGGAUAUACAAGUCAAUAUGGAGAACCCACUUUUCGUCCAUGGACAAUUGAAUCCUACGGAUUAUGAGGGUUCUCUUUAUAAAGACCAGGUUAUUGGGUCUGGUGAGGUGGCAGCCGAGAUUCCUGGUAACUGGUUCCCCGAGAGCUCGUUCUUGAGGGAUCAUUAUUGGAUGAAGAAGUUUGGUCCUUUUCCACCAUAA
Molecule: messenger RNA, 1548 nt
Organism: Penicillium canescens
Lineage: Eukaryota; Fungi; Ascomycota; Eurotiomycetes; Eurotiales; Aspergillaceae
Exons: 1
Coding region: 1-1548 (515 amino acids)
Source: RefSeq, a predicted model, not a curated record